Monopterus albus (swamp eel) is the source of this 2213-nucleotide messenger RNA. RefSeq names its product serum amyloid A-like 1 (gene saal1). NCBI's taxonomy places the organism in Eukaryota, Metazoa, Chordata, Actinopteri, Synbranchiformes, Synbranchidae. Bases 281 to 1609 code for a protein of 442 amino acids. Gene Ontology annotation, cellular component: nucleoplasm. The record is from RefSeq and is a predicted model, not a curated record. Gene Ontology annotation, biological process: positive regulation of synoviocyte proliferation. The transcript is spliced from 13 exons.
UUAUGUGUUGGACAGCAAGACAGUAACCCAGUUUUAGAAGCAAAGUGCGCAGAUGCUAGCUAAAUUGUUAAAUGUUAAAUAGAUGCUAACUUUUUAUGUAAAGUUUGCGUAGUGUUAGCUACUUAUUUGAUCCCGUUAACUAACGUUAACGUUAACAAAAGAUUUGGUAUAUAUACUCGAGUAACCAGGCUAAGUACUAUUUUGAGAAUGUAGUGUUGAUGGUGCUAAGGAAGCAGAGAAUGGGGUAUCCUCAUCUCCAACUGAAAUACAGUCUCCUGUAAUGGAUCGUAACCCAUCACCACCCCCAGACCCAGCUGAUAGAGAAGAGAAUGAAGAUUUGGAUGCCAUUGGAGACACUGUUUACAGCAAGCACUGGCUUUUCAGCACUCUGACUCGUCUCAUCCAUAUGGUCACAGAGCAUACAGAGGAGGACUGUGAGGGUCAAAUACAGCUCCCUGAAGAAGAUGAGGAAGCUCUAUGUAGGAUCUGGGAUAUGGCGAUGGAUAAGGAUGUGGCUGGUUUUCUGCAGGAAUUCAAAGCUGCAGAUAUUCUUCUUGGAGUGAUAGCCAAGUCUCGUUGUCCACGUCUCACAGAAAUUUGUGUGGGCAUUCUUGGGAACAUUGCUUGUUUUCCUGAAACGUGUCUGACGCUGAGCCAGAAUGAAGACUUAGGUGCCGUGCUGUUGCUUCUUCUCGGAGAUACAGAUCCUCCAACCCUUCUAGAAACAAGCAGAUUGCUGCUGACAUGUGUCUCCCAGAAAGAUGUCUGCUCCUUGUGGCUUCAGCGAAUACGACAGCAGACAUCUGUGUGCUCCAACCUCUGUUUCAUCAUGUGCAGUUCUACGAACACGGACCUGCUCGAGAAGGUCGGAGAGCUGGUUGACAAACUGUUUGACCUUGAUGAAGAGCUGAUGAAGAGCUGGAUCACAGCUCAGUCAAGUAAGGAGGAUGAUGCUGGUGAAAGCCAUCUGGAUGUGGCCUCAUGCCUUCUCGAGGCAGCCAAGCAGCUUAGAUCAGAGAGUCCAAGUGGCUUAGUGGUUUACCUUCAUAUCUGCCAACUCGUCACCACCAUAGCAGAAGGCAUUCAGGUUUUUGCCGCCCCUGAUGGACCCGGCAAAGCACUGUGGGACUUUGUCUGUGACGUUGUAUGUAAGGACCUCUGCCAGCCAAAUGAUCUUCCAGUUGUCCUGCAAGAGCAGAGCGGCAUUUUGAUCCAGGCAUUUUCUGUGCUUCAGGCUCUUUAUAGAUGCCAGGAUCAGUGGUGCAGCAAAACUGACACAAGUCUGCCCCUCAUUGGGACCAUUUUGCGAGUACUCCAGUACCACAGUGAGUGCAAAGAUGACAGUACCAGCAAAGAAGAGACAAAAGAUGAACAGCUCCAGACUCUGGCAGAGGUCACAGCUGAGUUUCUAGCUGACAUCUGCAUUCAGAUUCCCAAGGACACUGUGGCAGAUUUGGUGAAGAAAGGUUUCCUGACAGAGAAGACCUGUUUAACAGCUGUGGUCAGUUUACUUCCCAACUUUAAGAAUUCAUUUCAGCACCUGCAGUCCAUGUUGUCAGAGACUGAUCCCCAACUGGCAGAUGUGAUGAGGAAACGGUUUCCUCUCUGAGGUGUCAAAAAGAUCAGCAUUCAGGAUUCAUUCAGCCUCUCAACACUGCUUUUUAUAGAGGCCUCUGUGGAUGGAUGGAUCAGACUAUUUGCAUUUUUGGUGGAAAGACUCCGAUAUCAAACCAUCACAAAUGCCAGCCAAAGACUAUUGCUCUUUUUUUGUAAGCCACUCUUAACUAAAGUCUGUAAGAAGCUGUGCUCAUAUUUAGUUUUAAUUAUUCUGAGAACAUUUUAUAAACAUUUGACAGUCUUUUUGUUAACUAUCAUUUGUGUUAAUAAGCUUUUACUGAAUUAUUAUUAUUAUUAUCCUUGAUGCAUGCUUGAUCUUAAAACAGUCAGCAGAACAGUCUGUAGAGUGGUUCUUCACUUUUUCAAACUAAAACAAUGGGCACAACACGCAUGACUAAUACUGUUCAACAGACUUAACAUGGCAUCAUAUCAUCGCAUCAAAAGUCACUAAAUUUUAUAGGCAGUUGUAGGUGGUUGUCAACGAGCAUUCCGACAUUAACAUGUUUUUUUUUAUUUAAAACUAAAUAAACCACUGGUACAAUGAAGAUUUUACCAUAUUUUUGUACAUUUUUACAUAUACUCUCUUUAUAAUGUAC